This is a messenger RNA of Trichobilharzia regenti, 2769 nucleotides long. The record is from the annotation of a GenBank genome assembly. Lineage: Eukaryota; Metazoa; Platyhelminthes; Trematoda; Strigeidida; Schistosomatidae.
CUUAAAUUGUUUUAUUCCAUACCCUUCAUGAAAACCUGUAGUUUCAGAAUUGAGGUUUAGAAAGAACAUUGAGAGAAGUAAGAAAAAAGCAGAUAUUUCAAUUUAUGGACAACACUGUAAAGUCUACAUUUUGAGCCAAAAAUUGAAAGCCAAUGGCCUUCAAACGACGAAAUCAUAAUAGGCGGAAUUUCAAAUACACUGAUGAAUGACCUGUCGUUGCGCACACGGGGAUAUUUUAAGUUCCUGACAAACUAUCCAGCAAACAAGAAAGAAUGGAAUAGAGCAGUACUUAUUUUACAUCAGGAUCCAAAGAAUGCAAUAAUUACAGCUGACUUGCAAGAUACAGAAUAUGAAACAUUAGACUUACCUGAUACGAAAAUUGUUAUUCAACUGAAUUUAUUCAAAAUAUGCCGAAAACACCUACUCUGUAGUCAUACAUCAGUAUCGAAUGAGUGUAACCAUUCAAAUAUAAAGCAUUCUUCAAACUCUGUGCAAACUACAGUUCCCUGUUAUCAGAUACAUUUGAGUUCACGAUUUCUAUUCGGGAAGAAACAAUUAUGGUUGGGUUUCACUACACCUUUUGACCAAGAUAUAUGGUAUUCAGCAUUGAAAACUUUAAUAUCAAAACAUGGAGGCAAGAAAAAUACUCUUAGUGGUCCUGAUGCGAUUCGAGCAUCUGCACUAAGCUUAUCUCAAACAUCGGAAUUGGAUCUACUCGCUUCAGCUUUGCCAAAUAUUUUAGAUAAUGAAAUAUAUGAGAGUACUUCAGCACCAGAUACCUUUUCAGUCUAUGUAAUUCAUACAGAAAAAUCAAAAGAUUUAGGUUUAUCUGGUCGGUAUUUAUUACGUCUAAAAGAAAAUGCAUUCGAGUUACUGGAUCCAGAUACUUAUACAAUUGUGAGAGUAUGGCCAGUUAAAUAUGUGCGCAAAUUUGGUGUAUACACUAAACGAUUUUAUCUGAUCACUGGAAGUGGUUGUGAAGGCGGUCGUGGAUUAUUCAUCUUUUUAAUAGAAAAUGCUGAUAAAUUUCAAACAAGGCUAUUUCGUCAAAUGAAACAGUUAACCUUACAAUCACAACACUCUAGACGAGCUACAGACUCUAAACAGUGGAUUAUAGAACAAGCCUUACAAAAAGAAUGUGAAGAAUUCCAUAUAGCUGAAACACACAAUUGUUGGUUUUCAUCAGAACCAAGAAAAAAGAAAAAUCUUAUCGCAUCUUCUGAUUUUAUUGAUUCUGCAUUAGCUACAAAACCUCGUGCUAAUUCUGUGAAUGAAUUUAUUUUACAAAAAAAUGAAUCAAAUCAUCCCCAACCUUAUCAACAACGUCAACAUCAGUAUUCAUCAAAUAUACUGCCUAAAGAAAUCUCUGUUUCAUUAGCCUAUGAUAGUGAUACAAAGUCUUCUUCAUCUUCAUGGAUAUUUCCAGAUAAUGAUAAUGUGAUCAAGCCUAAUGGUAAAUGCAUGAUUGAACGUGCAUGUCAAACACUGUUCGACUGCAAUGAUACUACUUCGGAGCAUUCAAAACAUUCAAAUAAUCAUCCUUCACCCUGUAAUACACUGAUAAGACCACGAAUUCAAGAACAAAAUAGCAUACAUAAUAAUUAUGGUUCACAAGAGACAUUUAUUUCAGAAACACUUUGUGAUCAGGAGAAUGCUAAUAAUGGUAACUUUCAAGGACGAGAACAAGAAGUUCAUAUUGCUGAUGAAAAUGAUGAUGAUGCGAGUGAUUCAAGUGAGAUUUCACAACCGUUAUAUGCCAACGCUGAACAAAUAACAAAUACGAAAUUAAAUGCAAAAUUUUCAAACAAUCAAAUGCAUAAUGAAAAAUUGUCAGCAUACAACAUCACUAAUGAAGAUGAAACUGUAGUAACAUCAUGUUCAAUGAAUGCAUUUUCACCAAUUACAACAAUGCAGGACUCAUCAUCCUUGUCACUUUCAACAUUAUCAUCGUCAACUUCUUCUUCGCCAUCUUUUUUCUCCAAUAAACCAAUUAACACAUUCUGUUCAUAUAUGAAAAACUGGAGACUAGGUCGUUCCAUUGAACCAAUAGCUGAGAAAGAAGAACAAGCAUCACGUACAUCAUCAAUAUCUUUAGGUAAUGAAGAGUUGAAUAUUAUUAAUAAGGAAGAAUGUGAUGGUCUUGUCUCAUCAUCUACUCCUGAUAAUGAUGUAAAUUUAAAAGAAAUUAACAAUGAAGAUAAUUCUAAUUUAAAACAACUUCAAAGUAAUAAAGAUACAAUAAGUUAUAAAAAAUCUUCACAAGACAAUGUUCAUUCAACUGGUGAAGUUGGAAAUUCUUUGGAGGACGUGAAAUUUUAUCGAUUAGUUUCAAGAUCAGCCACAUGGGAUGGAUGGAUGAAAUUGACAACUAAUACAAAAAAAGAAAUUCAUUCACAAAAAGUUAUUGUAAAAUCUAAUGCGUAUAAUAGUGAAGCUACUACAGCUACUAACGGGAAUACUGAUAUUACCAUGGAUAGUCAAAGUGAACUAAAAAGUGAUAUUAUCGUGAUGACGGCAUUUUAAAGUCAAAUGAAAAGAAGUUUUGUUAAAUUCGUUGUUAUUAUUACGUGAAUAAUCAAAUAAUUGAUCAAUUAACUGUCAUCACCAUUAUUAUUUGUUAUUAAUUUCGAGCUAGUCUGCUUGAUUGUUUUCUACCAUAACCUGAUGCGGAAUGAUUUGUAUCUUCGUUUACACACAUACUUUUAAUUUAUAAGUAUUUUCUCAAAAUAUAUUUUAAUAUUUAUAUGAUUUAACUUGUAUAAUGUUUUC